UCAGCUGUACAUGAAGAACAGUAGUGGGCGCAGUACUCUCUCUUUCUCACUCCACAGAAACCCUAACUUCCCAAUUGAUUCUCUUUCAAGGAUCUCAUCGAUUCAUCAGUUAAUUCCUUGCGCCUACCGAAGAUAUGGAAGGGAAGGAGUGGACGAUUCCCGAUCAGUUAGGUUGGGGAAUUGGCACCGAGAGCGUGGACCAUGUUUCCUUUCUCGGUAGUGAUUACGAUGAGAGUGUCAUGCUCGGCGACUUCGGGUGGACUGUUCCGGCGGAUUCUGGUGACUUCUCCGGCUGCGACGGUGGUUUUUUCGAUUUCUACCGGAUUGAAUCGGAUUUGGCGGGUUCCGAUUGCCGUGUUGUUGAUGCCGAGGACAAAUCGACUCCCAACGUAGGGGAUGAUUCGAAUAGAAGUAUUCACGAGCCUAAUGACAAAAGAAUCUAUAGAGCUUCAGAUUUGUCGCCGAGCUCGUCGGAAGAUCCAACGGAAAAGCCGACGGAGCCUGGAGGCCUCGCAGUAACCGCCGCCGGAAAACCGCCAUUAGACACAGAAAGCAAGGUUAGAAAGAAAGGGCAAAAGCGAACUCGGCAGCCGCAAUUCGCCUUCGUGACAAAGAGCGAAAUCGAUCAUCUUGAAGAUGGAUAUCGAUGGCGAAAAUACGGCCAAAAGGCUGUAAAGAAUAGUCCAUUCCCAAGAAGUUAUUACAGGUGUACUAACAGUAAGUGCAUGGUGAAAAAGAGGGUGGAAAGAUCACGGGAGGAUCCCACAGCUGUGAUCACAACGUACGAGGGGCAGCACUGUCACUAUUCUGUCGAGUUUCCCGCUAGAAGUUUUAGAUGUGAUGCAUUUGCAAGGCCUAUAGCCCCUGCUGCUGCUGCUGCUGCUGCUUCGAACAAUCAAUUUUGUUAUCCAACUGCAACAUUCUUACAACAUCAUAUGCAGCAGACUUGUUCGAUUUUGAUCUCACCCCCACCACCCACCUGGCCCAGCUCUAAUAUUAAUAAAGAGAAAGUUCUCGCAGAUCAAUCUGGCCUGCAGAUCUCACCCACCUUAUGAGGAUGAUGUUGGUAGUGAGUGGCGAGGCUGUACUGUACUCUUCUUAAAUCACCAAGUUCAGACACAGUCUAAUUAAUAUUACUGCUUCUUGGGGUCCUGUAUGUAUAUCUAUCUAUCUAUCCAUCUAAUUACCUUGUGCGUAUAUAUAUACAUAUAUGUUUGUAUGUCAUUGUCUGUGGUUUACAUAGCAAUGUGAAAGUAAAAAAAUAAAAAAAUUAAAAUAAAUUAAAUUCUCUUGUUAACUGUCUGUCAGUGCAGUGCUUUGUCUGCUUCUGUCAACAUUGCGUGAAAAUCAAUGUUGCUUCUGUCUGCCGACGCGACUUUUUUCACCGCCCUUUGACCUUAUUUAAAAUAAAUAAAUAAAUAAACU
This is a messenger RNA of Andrographis paniculata, 1425 nucleotides long. Its product is annotated as probable WRKY transcription factor 57. Gene Ontology annotation, biological process: regulation of DNA-templated transcription. NCBI's taxonomy places the organism in Eukaryota, Viridiplantae, Streptophyta, Magnoliopsida, Lamiales, Acanthaceae. The transcript is spliced from 4 exons. Gene Ontology annotation, molecular function: DNA-binding transcription factor activity; sequence-specific DNA binding. The record is from RefSeq and is a predicted model, not a curated record. Bases 135 to 1055 code for a protein of 306 amino acids.